This is a messenger RNA of Rotaria sp. Silwood2, 511 nucleotides long. The record is from the annotation of a GenBank genome assembly. NCBI's taxonomy places the organism in Eukaryota, Metazoa, Rotifera, Eurotatoria, Philodinida, Philodinidae.
UUUUGUCUAUGGUCAUUCACGUCUAUUACAUCGGCAAUGGUUUCGAUUUGCUUUAAUACGUGCUGGUCAAUAUUGUACUUCAUUUGAAGAUUUCAAUCAUGAACGACUCUAUAUUGAAUUAACAUUUUUAGCGAAUGGAUAUUCCUUAGAUUUCAUUGAAUAUCAUUUUGCACAAUUCUUAACAAAGUUCAAUUCCACACCACCACAUACUCCAUUCAAUCUUAAUCAUCUUACAUAUGUUACAUUGCGCCACAAUUUAUUUCGUUCGAUUGAACAAGAAAAACGUCAUAUCAUAGAAAUACAACAAUUGCAAAAGCGGCAUCACCUCAUUGAAUUAAAUUACCUCUUUGAUUGGGGUUCACGAUGUGAAUUUAAACGUCAAUUUCACGAAUUUUGCUCUCAAAUACUUGAGCAAGAUCCGAUCUUUAAAACUUAUGGUUUGAAAAUACGAUUAAAUUCGAAACAUUGUUAUUCAUCAAAUACUCUUUUUGCUAGACCUACCAAAAUUUGA